Molecule: messenger RNA, 3087 nt
Organism: Mesocricetus auratus (golden hamster)
Lineage: Eukaryota; Metazoa; Chordata; Mammalia; Rodentia; Cricetidae
Biological process (GO): DNA integration; virion assembly; proteolysis
Molecular function (GO): nucleic acid binding; aspartic-type endopeptidase activity
Source: RefSeq, a predicted model, not a curated record
AUGGGACAGACUGUCAGUACUCCUCUUGAUCAAACUCUCUACCACUGGACAGAAAUUAGAACUAGGGAACGCAACAUGUCUGUAGAAGUUAAGAAGGGACCUUGGAGAACUUUUUGUUCUUCAGAAUGGCCAAUGUACAAGGUUGACUGGCCUCCAGAGGGUACACUUGACCUUACUGUGAUUUCUGCAAUUAAGAAUGUGGUUUUUCAGAAGGGAUCAGGGCCUCACCCUGACCAACAACCUUAUAUUUGUGUCUCGGAAGAUCUAACACAAGAUCCUCCAUCGUGGUUAAAACCUUGACCCAGAAAAGUAAGCCAGUCUCCCAAGUACUGGCACCCUGAAACACAGAAAAAAAUGAAAGAAGAAAUGGCGGUGUAUGAACCGCCAAAUAAGCCUCAACCCUCGGCUCAUCCUAAGAUAUAUCCCGAAAAUGAGGAGCCUCCAAAACGGCCUAGUAUCCCAUCCACUUAUCCCCUUCUGAUACCCCCUCAGAAUCCCCAACAGGGUGCCCCUGGAGGAGCAGCAGAAGGACCAGCCACCAGGACCAGGAGCAGAUGCGCCCAGAGUCGUGAGGGUCCAGAUUCAACUACAGCAUUGCCUCUGUGUGUAUACGGCCCACUACCGGCGAACCCUGACCAGCUGCAAUUACUCCAGUAUUGGCCCUUCUCUUCGGCCGACCUCUACAAUUGGAAAUCUAACCAAGCCCCUUUUUCAGAAAAUCCCUCAAGCCUUACAGGUCUGACGGAGUCCCUCAUGUUCUCUCACCACCAUCCUACUUGGGAUGAUUGCCAACAGCUGUUGCAGGUUCUUUUCACCACCGAAGAAAGAGAGAGAAUACUUUUAGAGGUGCGGAAGAAUGUGCCUGGAAUCAAUGGUCAACCAACUCACCUUCAGAUUGAAAUAGAUGCAGGCUUCCCCUUAAAUCGUCCUAACUGGGACUACAACACAGCUGAAGGACCAGCCCGGCUGAAGGUCUCUCCCCAGGCUCUGGUGGCAGGUCUCAAGGGAGCCGGCAGGUGUCCCACUAAUUUGGCCAAGGUAAGGGAAGUUCUACAAGGGGAGAAUGAAUCCCCAUCUGUGUUUAUAGAAUGUCUCUUAGAGGCUUACAGGCAUUAUACUCCCUUUGAUCCUACUUCCGAGAGUCAGCAAGCAGCAGUUGCUAUGGCUUUUAUUGGACAGUCUGCCUCUGAUAUUAGGAGAAGGUUACAGUGCCUGGAAGGUCUGCAAACAUUAUCUUUGCAAGACCUAGUUAAGGAAGCAGAGAAAGUGUACCAUAAGAGAGAGACUAAGGAAGAAAGAAGAGAAAGAGAAAAGAAGGAAGCCAAGGAGAGACAGGAUAGAUGGCAUAGAAGGCAAGAAAGAAACUUAACUAGGAUUUUGGCCGUAGUAGUAGGCAACAGGGAAGCUCAUAGGAAGAAUGAAGGAAAUAGGCAGACAGGGUACCUGGGCAAUGAAGGGCCAAGGAUACCUCGGAACCCUGAAGGACCCCCUCGACAGCCUUUAGAUAAGAAUCAAUGUGCUUAUCGUAAGGAAAAGGGGAAUUGGGCAAGGAACUGCUCCAAGAAGAAACAUAAGACACCCAAGGUCCUAGAGGAAGAUAAUUAGGGGAGAUGGGGCUCCAGGCCCCUCCCCGAGCCUAGGGUAACACUCACUGUGGAGGGGACCCCUAUAGACUUCCUUUUUGACACCGGAGCAGAAUUUUCAGUUUUAAAGAAACCAUUGGGAAAAUUAAAAAAUAAAAAAAACAUAGUAAUUGGGGCCACUGGCCAGAAAUCAUAUUCCUGGACCACCGACAGGAAGGUUGAUCUGGGAAAAGGUCAAGUAACUCACUCCUUUCUCGUCAUCCCUGAGUGCCCCACGCCUAGAGAUUUGCUGUCUAAGCUAAAAGCCCAAAUAAGCUUUUCCUCAGAAGGAACCAUAGUCAACAGGCAGAUUCCCACUUCUAUGAUCUUGGCCUUAAAACUGGAGGAAGAAUAUAGAUUACAUGAGCUCCCAGCCCCGCCAGAAAAAACACUGAAAUUAGAUCCUGUAGCCAGUGGAUGGCCAUCUUGCCUAAAAGCCAUCGCCUCAGUGGCACUGCUUAUCAAAGAUGCCGACAAACUAACUUUGGUUCAACAGACUGUAGUGGUAGCCCCACAAGCCCUGGAAAGCAUCAUCAGACAACCGCCUGACCGCUGGAUGACCAACGCCCGCAUGGCUCACUAUCAGAGCCUCUUGUUAACUGAGAGAGUGCUGUUUGCACCCCCGGCUAUCCUAAUACCCACCUCUUGCUGCCAGAGACAGACUACUCAUUACACGGCUGCCAAGCAGGCGGCUCAAGGAGCUAUGAUCCUCGCAGCUGAACAAAUAACUAAGGAACCUAAAGAUUGUUAUGACACUGGAGAAACUAGCUUCAGGUAUAACCCUGAAGAUCACAAGCAGAUGGAGAAACUAAAAAUUGUUCAUGGCUACUCCCCCCAUGGAGUAGCUGAGACAGAAGAUGGCAAAUCCAUACUACCCCAAGAGGAGGGACGACAUUAUGUCACCAGUUUAUAUCAACUAACUCAUCUAGGGACAAAGAAGCUAAAGGACAUCAUACAUCACUCCGAUUAUCAUGUCAUGGGCCUCUUGGACAUUGCUCAAAACUUAGUUCAGAAUUGCAAGGUCUGUGCCUUAACCAAUGCUGGACAUCACCUAGGUGCACCCAGCAAACGCCUCCGGGGAAACAGUCCAGGAGCAUACUGGGAGGUCGAUGUCACAGAAGUUAAACCAGAAAAAUAUGGUAACAAAUAUUUAUUAGUUUUCAUAGAUACCUUCUCAGGAUGGGUAGAGGCUUUCCCUACAAAGAGGGAAACAGCCAAUGUGGUAGUAAAGAAGAUACUGGAGGAGAUUUUUCCACGAUUCGGCAUCCCUAAGGUAAAUGGAUCAGACGAUGGCCCUGCCUUCGUUGCCCAGUAUAAAAGGUAUAAUCUCAAUGACAGGCUGCUGACAGCAAUGCCAGUUCACCUUCAGAUCGUGUCUGUUUCCUUUUCCCCACAUCAACUCCACACAUCCUCCUUGGGACUUGAACCCCCUUCUGAAGCAGGUCUCCUUCAGAAUACCAUGUGA